Messenger RNA from Psylliodes chrysocephalus, 1008 nucleotides. NCBI's taxonomy places the organism in Eukaryota, Metazoa, Arthropoda, Insecta, Coleoptera, Chrysomelidae. The record is from the annotation of a GenBank genome assembly.
AGAAGAUAAAAAAACAAGAAAAUGAGAAGGAAACAAAGGAUAAAAUGCAUAAUUUUACAGGAGAUGGGAGUAAAAAUCGCAGUAAAAGAAUAUAUAGAUGAAGUACGAAGGAUGGGCAAGUACAACAUUGAAAGGAAAAGACCAAUAAUUGUGAAACUAAAUAGGGAAAGCACAAAAAUAAUGAUUUUGCAGAAAAACAGAAGACUAAAGGGCACAAAUAUAUGGAUUGAUGAAGACUACCCAAAAGAAGUCCAAGAGGAAAGGAGGAAGCUAAUAAUAAAAAUUAAAGAAGCUAGAAAUAAAGGUCACAAAGCACAAUUAAGAUAUAAUAAAUUAAUAAUAAACGACGAGUUGUACUGGGAGAAAGACACCGAUCAAAACCAGGAAGACAAAAAAGAAGGAUGCGAAGGAAGCAGCAGCCAAAAGAGGACUGUAAACGAAAGAUCACCGGAGCAAAACAGAUAUGAUGAACAAGGAAUUUACGAGGAAGGAGCAAUACAAAAUCUAGCAAGAGAAACAAAGAAAUAUCAGAUAGAUAUCCUAGCAAUGCAAAAAACCCAUUUAACCGGGAACACUACAUCGGAUAUACAAGAUUAUAUAAUGUUCACAAGUGGAAAUCAAAGCCUUAACUUCCACGCGCCAACAGAAGAAAAGGAUGAGGAAACGAAAGAUGAAUUCUACGAAGAACUAGAGAGAGUAUAUGAUGAAAUUCCCAAAAGUUAUCUGAAAAUAAUUCUAGAAGAUGCAAACGCAAAUGUAGGCAAAGAAGAAAUUUACAAAAAUAUAACAGGAGGUGAAAGCAAACACGAUAUAAGCAAUAAUAACGGUCUAAGAUUAAUAAAUUUAGCCAUAGAAAACGAUAUGAAAAUCAUGAGCACACAUUUCAAAAGGAAAUAUAUUCACAAAGGAACAUGGAUCAUACCAGAUUUGUUCGGAUUGUUAGCCUGUUUCUUUGAAGAUCUCGUCAAACUCAAUUCAGUUUUAGCUGUACCAUGUAACUUCGCCUAA